AGAAAAUUCUGCAUACACGUGUUUAUGUCAGUGGCCAGAACUGAGUGGCCUUAAGCAGGCAGUAUGUUGGCUUCGGAUUACAUAUAUUGAACGUGAUGGAAGUAGGUAGGGAUGAUGAUGAAAGUCAACAGCUGUGAUGCCUGAGAUCACCAACACAGCUACUCGCGCAUCCUUGUCGCUUCUAGAUCGUCACCACGUGGCGUCAGGUUGAUCGAGACAACUUUCCAGCAAGAGCAAACAGCUAACCCCCUAGGUUCCUACCUAGGCUGUAUACAGGUUUACGUCGCUGCAGAAAUCUAGAACUUUUUCUCAUUCUUUUGUUACAUAGAAACCUUCCUUCACGCACCAGAAACGUGUGGCGAACUCAGGGGCUCGAUGACCAGCUAUUCCCAGAGGCCCAUACUCCGCUUCACGUCGACUACGAUACGGCAUGGCUUCAGAAAUAGGUGCCUAUAGAGGGUUUGCACUCAUCGUUCUAGUAUUACUCCAGUGCCAGAGAGCGCUUGCAUCAGGCUGUACCCAAGUAUACUGCCAACUCGCUGUCUGCGCUCCAAACGCCGACGAAGCUUACAAUGUCGCGAGCCUUGGGCUGGUGGGCAUAAUGGGGCCCGACUGCGCAGGCUGGGAGAGCAACUCGCCAACCGAUGGAGGCCGAGGAAACUGCACCGAGGGCUUAUCAACAUUCAGCGGCGGCUUUUAUGUAUGGCGAGCGUGGAGCGCGUUGGGGGACGACUAUUCCGCCACGUUUGCGCAAUGGGGCAAUUUCCUGGGUGCUACUUGUACAGGCCGGAAGACUGUAAAGUGCAAGGGCAAGUCUGGAGAGUAUCCUAGUCCAGUGACCGGAAGGUGCCAGCCUAAGAAGGGAAAAUAACUGGUUUCAAUUUUGAAUUUAAUCUUUUUUUUUUAUUGGGAAAAAAAAAAAAAAAAAAAAAAAAAAAAACAGGUGCCAGCGACACCCCUGGACAACGAAUGCUUGAAAGCCGCAAUUAAAUCGGUACGACGAGAAAAGUCGAUGGAUUUGGGGAUCCAAUGCGUCCAAAAACGGAUGGUUUCGCUUUCCAGAAGCGCAAUUUUUCCAGCCAACCCCCCCCUCUCUCUCUCUCUCUCUCUCUCUCUCCUC
Molecule: messenger RNA, 1120 nt
Organism: Pyricularia oryzae 70-15
Lineage: Eukaryota; Fungi; Ascomycota; Sordariomycetes; Magnaporthales; Pyriculariaceae
Exons: 3
Coding region: 431-871 (146 amino acids)
Source: RefSeq, a predicted model, not a curated record